UUUGAAAUCUCCCAGGAGUCAGGAAUUAAUGAUUUAAGACCUUUGAUCCUAAUGGUUGGGUACCCCACAUUUAUAUUUAAGCAUGCAGGCAAUGGCAUCCUGAAGAGGGUUAUAAACUUUGGUUUUGCUUAUAUUCUUCUUUGUUACAUGCCAUGCUGCAAUUCUUGUCAUUGAUUUUUUAUUCUUUUGCUUCUUCCACCACUGCCCCCCAUCAUCCAAAGAGAAAAUGAGUUCAUAUUUUGAGGAAAGGGCACCUUGUUGUGGAACUCACUUUUGGGUUUUACUAAGCAUGUGUUGUGCUUUUGUGUUAUUUGCUGCUACCACAUCAGGUCUUGCUCUAGGACUCUUGUCCUUCAGCCAAGUUGAUCUUGAGGUUCUUGUUAAAGCUGGCCAACCUCAAAUCCAGAAAAAUGCAGCGAAGAUUAUGUCCAUUGUAAAGAAUGAGCAUUUAGUUUUAUGCACCCUCCUCAUAGCUAAAUCAAUGGCACUGGAGGGGGUUUCUCUUUUUAUGGAGAAAAUGUUCCCAGAGUGGCUUGCUGUAAUAAUAGCAGCUACCAUUUUGGCUAUUGCAGCAGAGAUUAUCCCUCAAGCCUUGUGCUCUCGAUAUGGUUUAAGUGUUGGGGCAACAUUGUCUCCAUUUGUUCGAGUUCUGAUGCUGAUUUUCCUCCCAAUUACAUAUCCACUUAGUAAGUUGUUGGAUUGGCUUUUUGGCAAGGGGCACACAGCACUUUUAGGUAGAGAAGAGCUGAAGACUUUAGUCCAUUUACAUGCCAAUGAGGCAGGGAAAGGUGGAGAGUUGUCACUUCAUGAAACUAAAAUAAUUGCUGGAGCUUUGGACUUGACACUGAAGACUGCUAAAGAUGCUAUGACCCCUAUAAGUGAAACAUUUUCUCUUGACAUAAACUCCAAACUUGACAUGUAUACAAUGAGCUUAAUAAUGAGCAAAGGUCACAGCCGUAUACCAGUGUAUUCUGGAAAAGAAGCAAAUAUUGUUGGUAUUAUCUUGGUCAAGAAUUUAAUCUUCUGUCAUCCUCAAGAUGAGACGCCAAUUAAGUAUACGAAUAUCAGGAGAGUUCCUAGAGUUGGUGAAGAUUGGCCACUGUAUGAUAUCUUGAAUCAAUUCAAGAAGGGUCAAAGUCACAUGGCUGUUGUCCUCAAGUGUGAAGAGAACACCAGAACUGUUGCAAUUGAUACAGAAGGAAAAAUUCCAGGAGGCUCAACUGAUGCAUCAAAUUGGCUUUCACAAGAAACAGAAUAUUAUAGUGCAACACUGAAGAGUGUCAUGCAUCGAGAGAGUGACUCAGAUCAUCCACAAAGAAGAUCAGAACAACCUGAUGCAAGUUCAUCCUUUGAGAAUUUAGAGUCUCUUCCAACAACGGAUGAGCAAGUGGUUGGGAUAAUCACAUUAGAAGAUGUGAUGGAAGAGUUGCUUCAGGAAGAUAUAUUGGAUGAAACUGAUCAAUAUGUUGAUGUCCAUCAAAAUAUCAGAAUCAAACUACAACAUGCAAGAAGAGUGUCAUCAGGGUCCUCGAGAAGGGCUUCAAGUUAUCGUCAACAACGGAGAAGUUCAGACGCAUCUCGAGUUUGCUUUUUAACUCCUGCCCAUGUUUCACCCGUUUCUCCAUAAGCAAAAAAAAUCACGUCCCAUGUUUCUCAUCAAGAAUUUGUCCUACGUUGUUUUAUUUUAAUGUCCCAUAUAUAUGAUUUCAUCCAGUAUUGUGACAUCGAUUUCUUGUUGAGUUCUAUUAAUUAUGAAAUUAAUGUGCUGCCUCUUUAUAUUUAGGACAAG
This is a messenger RNA of Cajanus cajan (pigeon pea), 1789 nucleotides long. Its product is annotated as DUF21 domain-containing protein At2g14520. The record is from RefSeq and is a predicted model, not a curated record. Lineage: Eukaryota; Viridiplantae; Streptophyta; Magnoliopsida; Fabales; Fabaceae. Gene Ontology annotation, biological process: intracellular manganese ion homeostasis; magnesium ion homeostasis. Gene Ontology annotation, cellular component: cytoplasm.